AUGGAAGAAUCGCGAAAGCGGCUCUCCAAUGAGUCGCAUGCAGUGCUUGGCCACCUUGAUCCUCAGAGAUUCACGUCGCAAAUUCCUAUGGCAGUCAACGGGCGAAGGAGGAACAGCACCGCAUCCGCGAUCGGCGGAGCGGGGCUAUCUGAACUCAUCAAUAGAAGCAUGGCCAAAAAUAAACCGGAGGUACCGAAAAGAUCGUACACAGACUCUCGUAGAAGUCUUAUAGCGGACCGCAAGAGCUUGCGCUCAUCGCAGCGCACGUCGCUGCUUCCAAACCACGGGCUUAACAGUGCCAACACUACCAACACCAAUAAUAAAGACCCGCGGCCGCUGCGAGACAAGAACUUCCAAGUAGCCAUCCAGCAAGAAAUCUACGACUAUCUACACUCACAGAAGUUUGAUGUCCAGACAAAUCAUCCAAUUUCACUGAAGUCGCUGCGACAACCUACGCAGAAAGACUUUGUAUUCAUAUUUCGGUGGCUUUACCAACGGAUGGACCCGGGUUAUAAGUUCAGCAAGUCUAUUGAGCAUGAGGUCUAUACGAUUCUCAGGGCAAUCCAGUACCCUUACCUCGAGACGAUUAACAAAUCUCAGAUAUCCGCAGUCGGGGGCUCGAGCUGGCCUAAGUUCCUCGGCAUGCUGCAUUGGUUGGUAAACAUCAACAAACGGCUCGACAGCUACCUACAGAAAGUCGAUCUUACGCUGAUAAGCCAAAAUACCCAGGACAUCACUGUUCUACAACAACCGAUAGGAACCAUAGAUGAACAGGAGGACAAGCAAGAGAAAUACGAGCUGAUAGUCGAGCGCUUAUUUAUUGACUACAUUGUACAAUCUUACAAGAGCUUCCUGAGACUGGAUGACGACUACGACCAGUACAUGAAAGAGCUGGAGUUGGGUUUUGAAAAGUUUGCCCAGGUCAUCAGAAGCGAUAUUGCCAAUAUAGGCAUGCAGAACAGUGACUUGUCUGUCAAGUACCAAGAGUUAGUUGGAAAAGGGCAGGAUGUCAAGGUUGCGAAGGAUAAAUUCAACGCGCUCCGAAGCGAUUUGACAAAAUUUCAAAACUAUGUGAACGCGAUGCAGCAUAAGAGCCAGGAAUGGCCCAAAAAACUGGAGAAAAUGGAAACCGAAAGGGAAAAUAAGAUGUCGCAACUGAAAGCUACGGAAAACCAAAUUACUGAAUUCCGAGAUUUAAUAAAGGGCAAAAAUAUCGAAAUAGCGGAAGUGGAUAGACUAAAUGCUGAGCGCGAAAGGCUCACUAGAUCUCUUGAUUCUGUUUCAACAGAUAUGGAUCAGGCAGUCAGCCUUUUGAAGGCUCAGAAAAUGGAGGCUGAAAGCGCGUACAAGACGCUGCUUGAUGUUGGAAAACAGUAUGAAUCCGCGGUCGAAAGCUUAGUCGUAGCGCGCUUGAAUUUGGGACAUCAAUUGAAUACUGAUAACAGGAAAAUCUCUCUCCCAGAUACCUUUUACUCUCGUGGGUACGAGCCUGGCCAGUCUGGCCUCGAUAACGACAUACCUCCAGAAAUGGAUGUACGCGGAACGAUUAAGCCCAAGCUCUUAGAACUCAAUGAAGAAGUCAGAAGUCGCGUUCAGAAACUGCAACAGGAAAAUGCAUCAUUUGAAGCACAUUUAGAAAAUCUCAAACAAGAGAUUAGUGAGAAAACGAGAUACCUCGAGAGCUUAGAGAACGAGCUGUCAAUCGCCAAAUCCCAAUACGAUGAACAGCAGCAGGAAAGUCAAAGCCAUCUAUUGUCACAGCGAAUUGAAAUCGAAAAAAUGGAACGGAAGCUUCAAAAUGUUAGAUAUUCUUCUCAUCAGAAAAUUGCGGAAGCAGAGCAAAAGGUUCAAAGUACAAAACUCAAAUACGAGGAACUAAAACUUGCUGUGAACCGAGAAAGAAAUAUCUUACACGGUAAAGUUAUUCAACUAAUUGACUACGUCAGUGACUUCAAAAUCAACGUACAGUCUGCAGUCGAAGACUUGGAUUACCUCGCAAUAGAAGAACUCAAUAAAAUAAAGUUCGAGUAA
Lachancea thermotolerans CBS 6340 is the source of this 2031-nucleotide messenger RNA. RefSeq names its product kinetochore-associated Ndc80 complex subunit NDC80 (gene NDC80). The transcript has a single exon. NCBI's taxonomy places the organism in Eukaryota, Fungi, Ascomycota, Saccharomycetes, Saccharomycetales, Saccharomycetaceae. The record is from RefSeq and is a predicted model, not a curated record. Gene Ontology annotation, cellular component: Ndc80 complex. Gene Ontology annotation, biological process: attachment of mitotic spindle microtubules to kinetochore. The coding region runs from base 1 to 2031 and encodes 676 amino acids.